CCACGAAAGAAGUUGUGUUAGGCAGCACGUUUCUUUGGGUUCAGGAAAGCUGUGUAUAUUAAGGCGUGUUGGGGUUUAAUCCCAUGAAUUUUUCUUCUUCUAACAUAAUGGAAACCAAUUUAUGGAAGACGACGACACACAAUUACGAGUGUGAAGAUGAGCACAUUGAACUACCACCCGGUUUCCGAUUUCAUCCCACCGACGAAGAGUUAAUCACUCAUUACCUUUCUCCUAAAGUCCUCAACACUAAUUUCUCUUCCAUAGCCAUUGGUGAAGCCGAUUUGAACAAAUCCGAGCCCUGGGAUUUACCUGGGAGGGCGAAAAUGGGCGAAAAGGAAUGGUACUUUUUUUGUGUAAAGGACAGGAAAUACCCAACAGGCCUUAGAACAAACAGAGCUACAGAAUCUGGUUAUUGGAAAGCUACUGGCAAAGAUAAAGAGAUUUUUAGAGGAAAGAAACUUGUGGGUAUGAAGAAAACUUUGGUGUUUUAUAGAGGAAGAGCUCCUAAAGGGGAGAAAUCUAAUUGGGUUAUGCAUGAAUUUCGUUUGGAAGGCAAAUUCCCCUUUUCUCCAUCUCUAAUUCUCAAACCCACUAAGAAUGAAUGGGUGAUUUGUCGUAUCUUCAACAAAAGCUCUGCGGAGAAAUUACCAACACAGAUACAGAAUCAUUUCGAUGCUGAUCAUCGGAAUUCCCCUGCGUUGCCGCCGUUAAUGGAAUAUUCGCAAUCUCAAACACCGUACUCCGUCGACGCACGUGCAUCACGCGUGACCUGCUUCUCCAACCACGACACAAAACCCUACACACCCCAUCAUUUCUCUUCUUCCUCCACAAUUCCGGCGCUGGCACCGGCGUUUUCUUUCCCCACCACGGCAGAUUCCGGUUGGAUGGGCGGAAAUUCUUCCAUGGUGAGAAUGUUGAUGAAUCCAAAAGUGGAGAUUUCGGGUUUUAGCAAUGGAAUAAUUGAAGAUAAUCACAACCCAUCAUUGGGUUCUGAUGAUCCAAUAGAUCUUGAAAGUCUAUGGAAUUAUUGAUGUAUUUUGGGUAAUGGUUGGUUUCUGAAUUAUGAUUAUGUGUGAUCAUUAUUUUGAUGAACUCAUCAUUAUCAUACAUCAGCUCCUCCAUAUUUUAAAAUUAUUAUAGGCUUUUUGUUAGACUUUUGUUUUGUUUUAAUUUUAGGGGGGUAUAGUAUGUAAUUUUUCCAAAUAUACUUGUAUAUAGAAAUCUCAAAUACUUGAAACAAAUGUUCUAGAUGGCCUAAAUUUUAUAUGUACCAUAAUCUUC
Benincasa hispida (wax gourd) is the source of this 1281-nucleotide messenger RNA. Its product is annotated as NAC domain-containing protein 92-like. NCBI's taxonomy places the organism in Eukaryota, Viridiplantae, Streptophyta, Magnoliopsida, Cucurbitales, Cucurbitaceae. The record is from RefSeq and is a predicted model, not a curated record. Gene Ontology annotation, biological process: regulation of DNA-templated transcription. Gene Ontology annotation, molecular function: DNA binding.